CUCUUCGCGCUGAGCGUGGCGCCGUACGUGCUUUUUCUGAAACGCGUGAACGACGCGCCGAGCGCGACGGUGGAGAUGCGGCAAGCGUUCGCGACGCUGUUGCUGUUCGUGCUGAUCUCGAUACCUGCGGAGGCGUACACGAAGAGCGCGUACGGGGAGGUGCUGAGUAACAUCGACGCGCUGCAUUUUUUGAUUCAGAGCGCCAUCAGUUUGACGAAUUUGAGGAUAUUGCUCGCGUUUCGGCGA
This is a messenger RNA of Ostreococcus lucimarinus CCE9901, 246 nucleotides long. RefSeq lists its product with no specific name. The annotation marks the transcript as partial. The record is from RefSeq and is a predicted model, not a curated record. Lineage: Eukaryota; Viridiplantae; Chlorophyta; Mamiellophyceae; Mamiellales; Bathycoccaceae. The transcript has a single exon.